Messenger RNA from Diaporthe batatas, 1865 nucleotides. RefSeq lists its product as uncharacterized. Bases 227 to 1264 code for a protein of 345 amino acids. The transcript has 3 exons. Gene Ontology annotation, molecular function: arylformamidase activity. The record is from RefSeq and is a predicted model, not a curated record. Lineage: Eukaryota; Fungi; Ascomycota; Sordariomycetes; Diaporthales; Diaporthaceae.
GCCGAGGUGCUCUUGCAACCACCGCCGGCACCACCUCCGUACAUGGUGUGGGACGAUGUCGGAGCUGCCGUUUCCCUGGCACACCCUCCCGGCCCGUUUGGAGUCGGGCCUGCUUCCCCGCCCCUGGUUACGUAUUUUGUUUAUACAUAUCUACGGUGCAGUAUGCGAUGAUGUAGUAGUCAACUGUUUCUAGAGACCAAAUCCUGUAAUUAAUAUUGCCUCCCAUAUGGCCGAGAGACUAAAAGCAAUAAGCAACACCCUAAAGAUGCCGCCCAAGCUGAACGAGAACGGGAUCCCAAGCUUCGACGACCUCCCUCUCAGGGAAGGGGACCCUCACCACUCGGCCUGGGGCCUGUACGGCGACAACGACGAGCUGGGGACCCUGAACCGCCUGACCGACGAGCGGGUGGCGGCGGCCGCGAGGGAUGAGAUCAAAAAGGGGACCCGGGUGUCGCUCAACUGGCCGCUCGACGCCCAGGGCGAGUCCGGCUUUUUCCAGCGGAAGCUGUUCCACCAGGAGCUCUUCCAGAAGCCGCCGCGGGUCGUGAACGAUGACAUCUGGACCUUCAACACCCAGGUGUCGAGCCAGUGGGACGGGUUCCGCCACUUUGGGUACCAGAAGGAGAAGAAGUUCUACAACGGCGUGACGCUGGAGGAUAUCCACGGCAGGGACGCCGACGGCAAGAAGACGACUGUGAAUGGAAUCCAUGCCUUCACCGAGCAGGGGAUCGUGGGCCGAGGGAUCCUGGUUGACCUGUACAGCUGGCGCCAGAAACAGGACGACCCGGCCCUGAGGGAGUUCAACUGCUUCGAGACGUCGUCCAUCCCGCUCAGGGACAUCAAGGCGUGCCUGGAGGCCCAGGGGACAGAGGUCAAGUUCGGCGACAUCCUGUUCACGCGCACAGGCUGGCACGCCCAGCACGCCCAGCUCCCCGAGCCCGAGCUCAGGGCGCACCAGGCGCGGCUCCCGCACCGCUUCGGCGGCGUCGAGCAGUCCGAGGAGAUGAUCCGCUGGGUGUGGGACAACUUCUCCGCCGUGGCGGGCGACCAGCCGUCGUUCGAGGCCUGGCCCAGCCGCGAGGACUGGGCCCUGCACGAGGUGCUCCUCGCCGGCUACGGGUGCCCCAUCGGCGAGCUGUUCUGGCUCGAGGGCCUGGCCGAGGCGUGCGCGCGCGAGGGCAGGUGGAGCUUCUUCGUCGCCAGCGAGCCCUGUAAUGUCCCCGGUGGUGUUGCGAGCCCGCCGAAUAUCUUGGCCAUCUUUUGAGUGAGUUCUUGUUGGUUGGGAAGCGGGGUGUUAGGCAUGGGGUUGGGACGCCGUCGCGGGUUGGCCGUGGGUGUGUUGGGGAAGAGCUGUGUCUCUUGAUGUUUAUGACGAUGGACGCGAAUACGGGUUAACGCUAUCUCUGCAAGUGUCUGUCUUACCCCAUGCUGAUAGAGCAUGUAUAUAUUGCUAGGUACCCACAUAUAUGCUCCUGUCAUCAGAUAUGUCGUUUUGCUCCGGGAUCAACAUCUCUGAUCACCCAGACUGACAAGGAAUUCGACAGUGACGUCGCAGUCGGCGUCGACGGGAAGAGAUCACCAUCGUCAUCAAAAAGGACCGGGGGGUGGGCAGUGCACGCGCAGGGACUGACGUUGCCCGGAAGAGGGAGCUGUAAAUGCCUAGGUAGGCAGUGUUCAGUACAUGUUGGCUCAGGGGCCAUCACGAUCUUCAGAUUCAGUGCAAAUUUCACCCUUGACACAUGCAGUUUUGAACAGGCCCGAGAAAACACUGAAGUAAAUGUUCCAUCAUGUGUCGAGGUGAGAGGUACACACAUUCCACGUACGCACGUACCGAACCCACCCCCAUCCCCCCUGACCUCCCUCCC